AUGCCUGGUAGCGCUCCGGUCCCCCCGUCCCCCAGGAGUUCAUCACUGCUGCAUUCUGCUUCGCCGCAGAAACUUAGCCCAAGCCUUGGGAACAGCACCAUUCAGCAAGAACUCCAGCUUUUAUUUGCAGAACUGAGAGAUUGUGAAAAGGAGCACAAUGACAGGGUGGCAGUGCAUCAGGGACAGCGGCUGGCCUGGGAAGAUGAUCGGCAGAAAGUACUGACAUUAGGAGAACGAUAUAACUUAUUAAACGAUGAGCUGAACAAGAGAAAUGAAAUUAUAAAAUCACUGGUGCUGACACAACAGGUGUUUAAGGAGAUGUCUCGAAAAGUAACAUAUAAAACUCUUUACUGUCAGGCUCUGGAGGAGAAAAAUCAAAGUCUCCUCUACUCAGUUUUGGAACUGUCUGCUAAAACAGGCCAGCUGCAAGUGAGGGAACAGGAGCUUCUUACUAUGCUUAAGCUGAAGGAUGAGGUCAUACUUGAAACAACCGAUGACAUUACCGAGUUUAAAUUGAAAUUCAAAGAGCUGGAAAGUGCAUUGCGUGAAGCCAAGAUGGAGGAACUCAGUCUCAACAAAGCAAACCAAGACCUCCAGCUGAGACUUAAAGAACUAGUACUUGAAACAAAUAAGCUGAAAGAUGACCUCUGUGAAAAGGUGAAAGAAAAUAAUAACCAGCAGGAAGAAAUCAUUCACCUCAAACAAGAAAAUGACUGCUUGAGGAAUGAGCUCGCACUUACUGUUGAGAAAGCAAAGUUAAAGGAUCAACUCCUUCAGUUUGCCAAGUCUAAACAAGCACGGACUGACGCAGAGCUAUCAAGUUUGCGACAGAUCUACGUGAAACAGCAGCGUGACUUGCAAUUUCUUCAUGUCAGUUUGGGGAGCUCUCAGGAAUUAAGGCAAAAGCAUGAAAAGGCAGCUCAUGAAAGGAGCACAGGUAUGGCAUUCUCUGCCCCUGAAAGUAACAGCGAGACAGACACAGUUAGGACUCAGGGCACCCACGGGAUACGCGAGGACUGUGGAACUGCACAAGUUCCAAAAAGCAGAGUAAAAACCACCUCUGAGAUGUGUGGAGUAGAUAAUGGUCUGUUACUGAAUGCAUCAGCCUUGGAGGAAACUACCUCAGCGUACUUAAACCCGCAUCAAAAAGUUGUGAAAGUCUUGGCUGUCCUUACGGAAGAAGAAAAGCCGGAUGUUGCGUCAAGCUCUAAUGAGCUAGGCAGCAGAGUAUUUUGUGAGGCAAUCAGCACAAAGCCAUUGAGAAACAGGGAAAUUUCUGAGAACAGAGUGGAAAGCAGAGACCAACAAACCUUUGAGUCAUCUUUACCUGAGUGUGAGCAUUGGUUCAACACCGGUUCUUGUGUAGAUUUGCAAAGUACUUUGGCCCAGAACACCACCAUGUCUGACAAAACUGAUACUGAAAAUAAAACCUGGGAAGAGAGAACUGGAAGGCUGUUUGACCAAACAAGCAGAGAGAUUCCUGAACACAGGUCUGAAUCUGAUUCCUGUAGUAAUAACUUCAUCGUCAAAGAAGAUGCGUGGAGGAAGCCAAUAUCAGAUCCAGAAUGGCUGGAGAUUUUCAAACCCAUAAAAAGGCAUGAAAGAAUAUGGCAUGGAAAAGGUUGCAGCUGCCUCAAGACUUCACAGGAGAUGAAAUGUGCCAGCUCAAAAAGUGAAGAAAAUGUGGAUCUGAGUUUGUUUCACUUGCAUUCGCCCUGUUUGACAUCCACCCAGAAAGGAGACAGGUCUCAAAGAUGUGAGGAAUUCUCUGAUGAAGACUUCCCUCUGGAGAGCAAUGACCUUUCAGUGACUAAGCCAACAAAUAGAUGCUGCAAUGCUACCACAGACCAAGACACCGUUUCCCCCACAAGUACGCUGCAGUGUGCACUGGCCGAGUCUCGACAGAUGGUUGCUGAUCUGGAGCUUAGCGCUCUCCUCCACGCGAGCCCUCGCUGCAGUCCACACAGCAUCCACGUUAACACGACAACAGAACUUGCAGAAGCUCUUCACAGAACCCAGUUAUCUGCUGCAGAAGAAAGAGAUGCUGAGCUCCCAUUCUUUUCUCUAUGA
Leptosomus discolor (cuckoo roller) is the source of this 2070-nucleotide messenger RNA. NCBI's taxonomy places the organism in Eukaryota, Metazoa, Chordata, Aves, Leptosomiformes, Leptosomidae. The record is from RefSeq and is a predicted model, not a curated record.